GUGUGUGUGUCUGGUAGUGAAAGAGGAAGGCAGAGCAACAAGCCCUGAAGGUUAGAGGUUAGAGAGAGCGUCUAUCAGUCUGGGUAAGAAAAUGGAAAAUUAGAAAGCUGGCUUUCCAACAGCGAGAACCAAAUAUCAAACGAGAGGCUGGACAGCUGCCUGACCUGUGCUCCCAGUCGAGAGGAUACGCAGUGAAGACCAAAAGGCUCGCCUGCAGUGACAAGUAAAAGCCGAGAAAGAGAGAGAGCUGGCACUUGGGAGCAGAACAAAAAGCAGAUCUGGAGAGGAGCCGUGAUGGAGAAGCUGCCUGUGUACCACGGCCCCAUCGGCAAGGAGGAGGGGGAGAGGCGGCUGGCCCAGGACGGGCGGGAUGGGUGCUACCUAAUCCGCAACAGUGACUCUGUGCCGGGCGUCUACUGUCUGUGUGUGCUGUACAACGGAUACGUCUACACGUACCGACUCCACAAGGACGACGCGGGAUCUUGGGCCGCUGAAACCACUCCUGGUGUGCAGAAACGAUAUUUCCGGCAAAUCAAGAACUUGAUAGUAGCUUUCCAGAAGCCGGGACAGGGAAUUGCCAUGCCUCUGCUCUACCCUGUGACAGCAGCUCAGAGACGGGCACAAACACACACAGAGGAGGCCCAGACGGCCAGUAAUAGCCUGUCACCGACACACAGCAGCCCUGACGCUUACUUCCAGCAGCGGCCGCCUCAUGCAGCUCAGGGACACACCAACAGGAACAAAAAGGAGGUGCGCCAAGCGUUGGGUUAACCUCAAACUCCCCACUGACCUAAUUACAAACAUAAAAACUUGAUGCACAACGUUUGCACGCUGAAUGUGAAGUAAAUGUAAUUUUGUUCUCCAAUUAAACAGCUGCAGCUUGUUACAUCAUGUCAGUUAGGUUCUAGCUGCGACUCAGAUCUCGGUAUCCUUCCAGCAUCUCUCUGUUUUUUUCUUCUGCAUAUGCGACACAGAAAGUGCCUCAUAACUUUCAAGGAUGUGAUGUAAAAUAUUCAACUGCUGAAACAUUAAUAUCCAUCACUGCAUACAUAAGUUGACAACAAAUAUUGUGCUCUGUUUUCUUAAUGCAAUACAGUUAUGUGACUGGCAAAGAAAAUAAAUGAUAUUGGUUGAAAUAAAA
Etheostoma cragini (Arkansas darter) is the source of this 1141-nucleotide messenger RNA. Its product is annotated as SH2 domain-containing protein 1A-like. The transcript is spliced from 3 exons. The record is from RefSeq and is a predicted model, not a curated record. The coding region runs from base 295 to 771 and encodes 158 amino acids. Lineage: Eukaryota; Metazoa; Chordata; Actinopteri; Perciformes; Percidae.